Molecule: messenger RNA, 1086 nt
Organism: Penicillium verrucosum
Lineage: Eukaryota; Fungi; Ascomycota; Eurotiomycetes; Eurotiales; Aspergillaceae
Product: Clavaminate synthase-like protein
Exons: 3
Coding region: 1-1086 (361 amino acids)
Molecular function (GO): dioxygenase activity
Source: RefSeq, a predicted model, not a curated record
AUGGCCAUACCCGAUCCUACGACGACGGCAAAAGCUGAAGCGGACUACUUCCCACCUGAUGUCCCGGUAGCGCAUCUCCACACCAUCAACCUGGGUAAGCUCCAAGCCAACGACGCAGCAGAGGUGCAACAGCUCUUCGAGGCGAGUCGGACGACGGGCGUAUUCUACCUCGAUCUGCGCUCGGGAGAGUCAGAUAUUCUUCCGGUCCUGGAGGACAUUGGCUUGGUGUCGAAGGACCUUUUCGAGCUACCGCUUGAGGAAAAAUGCGCUUACGACGUUGAUAAGCUGACGAGUCAGAAGUGUAACGGAUACAAGCCUAUAGGGCGGAACUACGGUGGACUCGCGCGGCAACGCGAUGGAUUUGAGACCUAUGUGAUCCCUAAAAAUGGCAUCCUAGGUCUAAAGAACCAAGCCGAUUUUCCCCGUCCCCCGGUUAUCAACGCGGCACUCCCAACCCUGCGCGCCCUCACAACCGCCGUCAACAGUGCAACGCAGACCAUAACUCACCAUCUCUCGCAAGCCCUUGCCCUACCCCCAGCCCACAACCUCAAGCACAAGCACGAAAUAACCAUGCCUUCCCCGGAUAUCAUCCGGCUGCUCAAAUACCAACCGCAGCCGGCCUCAGAGCAACUUCUUAUCCCGCACGCGGCGCACACGGACAUGGGGUCGCUGACAUUCCUCUUCACGCGCCAACCGGGGCUGCAGAUCCAAUGUCCCGGGGAAGGAGAAGAGAAAGGGGACUGGGAAUGGGUGCGACCACCACCCGAUUGCCACGCCAUUGUCAACCUGGGCGAUAGUCUCUCGCUGCUAACGAACGGGAUGUUGCGAUCUUGUGUGCAUCGUGUCGGGCAGUUACCGAACCGGGCUAUGCCGACGCGGUAUUCCUUUGCGUAUAUGGUGCGGCCGGCGGAUGGCACAGUCAUGUGUGCACCGCAGACGGGGCAGAUUCCGGCGGCAGAGCCCGGGGCGCCUGUUUUGACGUGCGAGGAGUGGAUGGAGCGGAAGUAUUCGGUUUUGAGGUUGGAGGAGAGGCCGCAGGGGUUGGAGUGGAUGAUGACUGGGCAGCACAACAGCGGGGCAGCCUAG